AUGCAUAAAAAUAAGCAGCUUAGUAAUCACUUAUCCGAUUGUUUACUUUACAGACAUCCAUAUAUUAUGGAUGCAUUUGCUCUGCGUUUGACGAGUAUCGUGCGGAAGUGUCUGUUAUUAACAAUACCAAUCUGCUGGUUGGUCCUGUCGGUCGAAUUCGGUGCAGUCCAGGCCGAACGAUGGUCGCGACAGGUCUCAAACAGCGAAUGGAUCCCAUUACCGGAUCCAAGGGCGACGCAAUCUCAGGUGGAACAGAACAAUCCUGAUGCGGGGCUACUGGCCAGCGGCACAGCACCCCUUCCGCAAGUUCCGCAAUUGUCUUUGCCACCGGCGCUUCAGCAACAAUAUCAGGACCAGCUUUUGCAGCUGCAAAAGACACAGGAGAGUAUACAGAAACUGCUGCUGUUGCAACAGCAACUCAGGGCUCAGCAGCAACUUCUCCAGUCGCAAACGUUCUUGCCGAGCGGAUUCAGCAACGCCGAUGAAGAGAAACGGUUGUCGCAAAGUGGAUUAGGACACUCGCAAACGGACUUAGCCCCGGAGGAUCUAGUGCCACCGUUGCCGGCCACGGAAGCGUUGCCUCCCGUGUUCCCGGCACAGAGCUUCCUUCCGGCUCAGCGGCCGCGAGCUCAUCCACCGGCGAAACACGACAACGCGAACGUUCCGCAGGAAUUCGCGAACCUGUCUGGUCAGGGUUUCCGGAACAACCAUGGCCUGCAACAAGAACAAAACGUCGGAGACGUGGAGGAGAUUCAAGAGAAUCAACGACCCGGCGGGAAACACUUGAAGGAGCCGAGUCAAGCGUCCCUGGCGGGACACGCGCAGAAUGGGCAGGACGAGGAGGAAGAGGUGCAACUGAUCUACGUUCCAGCGGAAACGUUGUCUCAACGAGGCCAGAAACGUGGUCGCGGAAGAAAGCAAUAUCCUGGCCGCCAGCAGCAGCAGGUGCACCAGCAGCACCACCAGCAGCAACAAUCGUAUCAUCAGCAGCACCCACAGCAAGGUGUAGAACCAAGUACAAUAGCAAACAACCAAGACGCGUUCAACCGUCAGAUCCUGCAACAGAUACAAAUGGAACGAGAAGAAAAAACGCAAUUCCUGAACGAGGAAAGGAUGAAGGAGAUCGCCAGGUUAAAUGAGGAACAAAGAGCAUUGGAUCGUAAAGCUCGGCUGCAACAGGAGGCACUUCAAAGAGAGCAAGAAUUACAGAGGCAACGAGAUGCAGAAAAGAAGAAGAAAGAACUAGAGAAGCUAGAGGAAAUGGCGAAACAACGGGAGCUGGAGAGGAUCCGCGAGGCCAGAGAGAAGCAACGGAUGGAGGAGCUGGAGCGAAGAAGAUUAGCCGAGAUACGUGCGAAAGAAGAAAAACGCAGAGCCGAAGAAGCGGCCAGGCAGAGAGAAGCUGAGAGACUGGCUGCCUUAGAAAGGCAGAAAGAGCUAGAGAUCCAGGAAGCACUGAAGCAACAACAACUACUAGAAAAGCAACGAGAGGAAGAGGCUAGAGCAGCCAGUCAAAGGUUAGCUGAGCAACAAGAAGCUCAAGCGUUGCCGCUGAUCAGGGACCAACAGGAAUACCAUCGUCAGCAUCUCCCCGAGACACCUAAACCUGCGAAAAGCAAGAUUCGAGGAAGACAUCGUCAACGAAAUCAGUACCAAGAGCAGCAAAAUUAUAACAGAGAAACCACUACUACCGCUCCAUCCCCUAAUCAGCCACCUUUAUCUGUCUACAUGGGGAACUCGAACUCGAGAACUAACAAUGCUAAAGUGUCUGACGUAUUGAAGUUGCUGAAGGACGCUAAGACGAUUGCUGUGUUGGACACCGUUGGCCCUGACACUCCGCAGGUGUUUGUGGGUCCUACCAACUUGGAUCCUCCAUCUGGUUAUGCUAAAUUUGAUCUUCCUUAUCUCUCAUCUAUUGAUCACAACCGAGUCGAGAGGAAAGUAGACAAGCUGCCUUUCUUCGUUGCACCCCUUAGUUUUGAUCCACCACCAGGAUACUCUAAAAUCCCUUUCCCAGCGCCGCACAUUGGAUCAGUAGUCGUGAACACUUUGGAUAACAGUCUGGACAACAGUAAAGACGGCGAUGACCGAAAUCCUAGCCCAACGCCGUUGAUUGAACCUAACUCAUACAGCGAUGGACUCGAUGGAAGCUCAGAUUUGACGACACUUUUGUACGAGCCUCAGACCACCGUCGGAUAUUCUCAGGAUGUUUCUAGUACCCCCAAGUACGAGCAGAGCUAUUCGACCACUCCGUCAUCCGGAUAUUCCGGGUCUAGAUUCAGAUUUAGACAGUACUAUGGCGACAACAAGCCGGCAUCAGUGAUCAGCACUGCUUACUAUGAGGAUCAGAGGCCUACUACCAGAAAACAGAAGUACUACGAUGAGAAUCCAAGGUCUACUGAAAGACCCAGAGUGGAAACUUCGAUAAGUCAGGUGGAAGAAGUUUCUUACUCAAGCACACCGAGUUUCAAGGACAGACCAGUUGGUCCUCAGGAUCCUACGACCAAGGAGCAAGAGCUUGCUGCUCAACUAGCGCUAAUUAAUCAGGAACUGGCUCAACAGAGAGAGGCCCAAAGAUAUAAUACUGGAGGACAGUAUGGGCAGGAUGGAUCCGUAACUGGUUUGAGUAACAAUUUCGAGAGUGACAUCCCUGUUGGUGAUGUCAAUGAUGUUAGAGGAGGACCUGUUGGUCCCACCCAAUAUAGUUUGCCAGCUGAACUGCCAGCGAUCUCUCCUCAUCUACCUGGAUUGGUGAACUCAUUGCUGGAUAAGAAUGAAGCUGAAUUGCAGUCUAGUACUACCACGACGACUCCUAGUCCCACUGUUAUCACUACCACUACACAACGCACUCCUACAACGACAUAUAGACCACGUGGACGUCCAAGGAGCAGAGUCUCUUCCACAAAGCCAAGGACAACCACUCAAGCCUCGUCCACGAGAGUGAGCACUGACAGAAACCGAAGACCGUAUAAUAGAUCCAGGUCGAGAUUCAGCACAACUACGGAGACGUAUCAAGAUUCUUACGAACCGACUAAAUCGAGAAUUCCAGAAACGACACUGAGAUAUAAUUCUGAGUAUAGGAGACCUAGUAGCAGGACGCAAAAGUACAGGAAUCGGGAAAAAACCAAUCAACAAUCUGAGAUUCUCGGUCAAAGCCAGAGUCCCCAAUCACAGCAAACCUACGACGUAACCAAUAGUGAUGCGGCUUCUCCAUCAACGGGGAACGGUUUCCUCCAAUCGACGGGUCCGGAAACGGUUCACCAUCAGCUGGACUCGUCCUCCGGCCUUAGCGACUUCACUCCGGAGAAUUACCCUUCGCCUGCAGUCAGCACUACCGAGAACUACCCAUCGCUGCGCGACGCUACAGCGAGCCACGGUUCUUCGUUGCUCUCCGAGGACUACUCUAGGACUCAGAACUACCCUCAAACGGUACCAGACCAAUCACAUUAUCGCGGUGGUUACGAGCAAGCCGGCGUCGAACACACUGGCCUUGAAAAGACACCAGUAAACGGAUUCAAUUAUCAGGCCCAAAAUAGCGAAACGCUGGACCAAGGCAUCCUUCAGAGACCUAAAGACUAUCAGCUGGACGGUAAAGCGGAAAAUAGCGACUAUGAGCUGGCCACCACGCCCGAUCCGCGAUACAAGAUGGAUGAGCAACGUUAUUCCUCGAUCUACGAUGUGAACGUACCCCAGACCCAACCAGAAUACAGUUUGACUGGACAGGAUAAUCUUCAUCGGUUGGAGAGCGAGAAGAUUCAGACAGGUGUCAUUGGUGGUGAUCCUAACCAGCAACCUAUAUUCGUGCCGCUGCCCGAGAACAAGCAGGAGGACUAUGCGCUGCCUGUUUCUUCUACAGAGCUGCCUCCUGAAAUCACAACAGAGAUCACAACAACCAGCACAACGCCCGUUGUAAUACGUCAACGAGUCAGAGGACGCGUUAGCACUCGCGUGCACCAUGAGCCGUCGGUUCAGACGCGGACCAGAGGUACCCAGGACGAAUAUGUUCGCUUCAAUGUCGUAAAUCAAGAUUCGGCUCGAACAUCCUCUGGUCGACAGAGGACUAGAUCCAGAUCGCGCAAUCAGAGCCACGGAUCUCAGGUACAGACAGAUGGAAACGAGUACAUCAAGAUCCACGCAGUCCAGCAGCACAAGCAAGUCGCUACGACGACAACGACAACGUCGACGACCACUACAACUGAAGCUCCACCGGAAGAGGACCUCGACUACGGAUUUAUAAGACCACCGAAUUUCCGACCGGUACAUCCGGUGGAUAAUAGGUUCCAGGCACCUGUUACCUUCCGGCCUCAGCUUUCGGAGGUGCCGCAACAGUCUCUGCUACCGAGCGACGAAACCGCGGUGGAGUCGAGUCCACCGCAGACACAAUUGCUGAAAACGCGACAGAAGUAUCAGCCAACGCCGAAUCGCCGUUUGCCGGGGAAACCGACAACGUUACCAGCGACUACGACACCGGUCACAGAAGUUGCCACCACGACGGAAAGAAUACCUGUUGCCACCGUGUUGCCGGAUGACGCGAUAUACACGACGAGACCAAAAUCUCGCACCGAUGACGUGAAGCAAACACGGAUUAGGGGUCGCGUCCGACGACCCGGAAAGAAACGGGUCUCCACCACUACCACCACCGAAUCCGUGCUAGAAUCGCACAACGAACUGCCACUAGACGAGAAUUAUCCGCGAGUUCGCCCGCAGCCAACGACCACCGAACAACAGGCGAAUCUUUAUGAAGAUAGUUUUGAUGGCACCUCGCAAUUCGCGCAGAAUCAUAAUCCUACAGCGCAACAAUAUUACGAGACGUCCAGCGAGAAUUAUCCCUCAGAGUUCAUCCUGAACUUCGGCAAUUAUCCCCAACCAGCUGUGCAAAGAGAGGAAUAUGAUCAGACGCAGCUAGCCAGCAGUUCUCCGAGAAAGUACAGCGAAAGCUUGCCUGGCAAGCACAUAUCUGAAGACUCGAGCCCGACGACGGUCGACAUUUACGGGGCGGAGAGCCAGUGGUCCACGAAAUUGACGAGGACCUCCUUCCAGCCGAGCUUCGCGGUGAACCAGCUGACUGGAGAAAAGCCGAAGGACGCGGAUCGCGAAUGGGCGAGCGGAUCUUCGAAGGACGCGCCAGACAUAAUUACUGCUGCGCCGGAAAUUUCAUCCGUUACUCUGCUUGUUUCAUCGGAUGAUAAAACGGUGGACGUGGUAGCCGCUGAGGAGUCGUUGCUGAUGGGCACCACGGUGUUCGGCAAGAAGACCAAUAUACCGGAUCAUACUGAAAAAAUCAAUACAAAUGCGGGUGUCACUGGAGCACCUACGACGGCGACAACGCGAGAGAAGAAUGGAAGUGAUAUUGAGGCGAACAAUGAUGGGGAAUCCUGGUUGAUGGAUAAGGUGGAAGGUUCUGUAGAGCAACAGACCGCUAUUGAUUUUGAGAAGACGCGGAAAAAGAAUUCUGACGCUCCUGUUGGCAGGAAGGGCACUCGAAGGAGAAGGGUCCGCGUCCGAGUAAGACCAGCGGUCGAUGACUUCGUCACCGCAGAAUCACAGCACUACAACUCCGCCCUGAAUGGUUUGUUCCGCGAGCAAUAUAAAUACAAUCCCAUCCGGGAAUCGAAGCUGCCAACCCCGCAGCCGAUCUUAUCCGAAAAAUCAGUAUUCCAAGGCUUUCUAACCGACAUUCUAAAGAACGACGAACCAACAGUGAAAUCAACGACCACCGAAAUACCGGAAAUGGCUUGGACGAUGUCUCCUGCGAUAACAACCAUGCUAAUCCCCGACGACGCCGAAGAAACCACCGAGAAUCAAAUGACCACAGUGCCUCCAACCACGGAAAAACCGGAAGAAACGACAACCGCUAAGCCUGACGAAGACAAUCAUCCACAAUUAACGAACUCUGACGGAAAGACAAAGGACUCGGAGAAGAAUUCAUGGUCGGCGAACGGGAGUAAUGACGAGAAAAAAAAGAUAAAAGAUCAGUGGGACUCUGACAAGAACGACAACUGGAACGGGCGUACCGCAUUGGAUCUCAACUUCCUCGCUGACAAAUAUACUGCCAAAGAGAACGAUGUGAGCAAACCAAACGACGACUGGGAAACGAGUCGCAGUGACGAGGAAUCGGUUAAGACUCAAUUAAAACUGACGCACGAGGAAACAGAAUUAUUAAGCAAAGAAAACUUAGCAGUGAAAGACGAUCAACGAUCAAAGGACGAAGUUUACGCUCAUCCUAAAAAUCACAGGACCAAAUGGAGCGAAGUAAGGUUCCCUUCUACCUUCGACCAACCCCAAAUCUGGAACCAAGACCCGAAACCCACCCCUAGAUCCACUACAGCCAUCCCAGGACUAGUAAGCAAGGACGAUGGCGACGACAGCGUGAAGACUCUAUCAGACUACGUAAAAGCUAUCUUCGACACCAUGAAGAACGCUGAAGAAGACACUACUGUAACCAAUACCGAAAAAUCAGAGGAAGUUAUUACUACCUUGCAAACACCUUUGGCAGCUGAAUCAGAGUCUUUAGAGGAUGAGAAGACGACUACGAAAGAUCCUGAUAUUGCAACAACCGUGGAGACUAAUUUUGAUGUUGAAGACGCAAAGACAGUGAGGGAUAUAGAAGCUAGCAGGGAGACAACUACGGAGGCGUAUAUUGAUCCGGAGAACGCGACGACCUUGGAACGAGCUGCCACGACCUCGGAGACCGUGACGACGGGGUCGCCGACCGAGCCGCCGGCCACGGACCUGCCAACGACCACGCCGACAUCCACCACCGUUGCAGCUGUUAACUCGACUGAAUCGAUGCUCGGCAGGGUCCUGCGAACCUCGACCACAACUAGGGUGUCCCAUAUGACGGAGAUCUGCUACAGAGGCCGCUGCGUGAUGACCAGGCCCAGCCAGGACGAUCGGUUCAGAUGA
Messenger RNA from Nomia melanderi (Alkali bee), 6906 nucleotides. RefSeq lists its product as uncharacterized. Lineage: Eukaryota; Metazoa; Arthropoda; Insecta; Hymenoptera; Halictidae. The record is from RefSeq and is a predicted model, not a curated record.